AUGUCUCAACCAAAGUACCUCACCGGCGACCCCGCCGCGGUCCAAGAAUUCCUCGACAAGUUUGACGUGCGCCAUCUCCUUCCCCCCACCCGCGUUCUCUGGUCCGGAGACCAUCUGUUUGACGGCAUCCGCGAGACCCUCGCCUUCCUGCGCUCAAAAGGCAAGAGAACCGUUUUCGUGACAAACAACUCGACAAAGUCCCGGCCCGACUACCGCAAGAAGCUCACCGCCCUCGACAUCCCCUCCGACGUCGAGGAUAUCUUCGGCUCCGCCUACUCCUCCGCCGUCUACAUCUCCCGCAUCCUCGACCUGCCCGCCGACAAGCGCAAGGUCUUCGUCAUCGGCGAGGCGGGCAUCGAGGCGGAGCUGCGCGCCGAGGGCGUCGACUUCAUCGGCGGCACCGACCCCGCCCUCCGCCGCGACAUCUCCCCGGAGGACUUCGCCGGCAUCGCCGACGGCUCCCUCCUAGACCCCGAGGUCGGCGUCGUCCUGGCCGGCCUCGACUUCCACAUCAACUACCUGAAGCUCUCGCUCGGCUACCAGUACCUCCGCCGCGGCGCCGUCUUCCUGGCGACCAACACGGACAGCACGCUGCCCAUGUCCCACACCUUCUUCCCCGGCGCCGGCUCCAUCUCGAUCCCGCUGAUCAACAUGAGCCAGCAGCAGCCGAUCGCGCUCGGCAAGCCGUCGCAGGCCAUGAUGGACGCCGUCGAGGGCAAGUUCCAGCUCAACCGCGAGCGGACGUGCAUGAUCGGCGACCGCCUCGACACCGACAUCAAGUUCGGUAAGGAGGGCAAGCUGGGCGGCACGCUGGCCGUGUUGACCGGCGUGCACAACAAGGAAGACUGGGAGAAGGAGGGCGCGGCAGCUGUGCCGGCGUACUAUGUCGACAGCCUCGCCAGUUUGAACCUCGAAGCAUAA
Messenger RNA from Colletotrichum karsti, 921 nucleotides. RefSeq lists its product as uncharacterized. Bases 1 to 921 code for a protein of 306 amino acids. NCBI's taxonomy places the organism in Eukaryota, Fungi, Ascomycota, Sordariomycetes, Glomerellales, Glomerellaceae. The transcript has 3 exons. Gene Ontology annotation, molecular function: alkaline phosphatase activity; phosphoglycolate phosphatase activity. The record is from RefSeq and is a predicted model, not a curated record.